Molecule: messenger RNA, 2602 nt
Organism: Patella vulgata (common limpet)
Lineage: Eukaryota; Metazoa; Mollusca; Gastropoda; Patellidae
Exons: 8
Coding region: 123-1478 (451 amino acids)
Source: RefSeq, a predicted model, not a curated record
AUUGUUUUGACGAGGAUUUCAUUCAACGAAUCUACUGGGUAAAUCCGAACGAGACCUGUAUGUAAUUAGUGAUUGUUCGUAUGCAAUUAUCAUGCUGAAUAAUUGCAUAAUACAAGAAAUUAAUGAUGUUCAUCAAAUUUACUGUAAUACUAUUUAUUUUUUACUUACUUGCCAACGUUUCAGGAUCGAUUUGGUUCAGCAAUGAUGAUGUUGACGAUGUUGUUAGUAUAAAUGGACUAGAUGUUAAUCUAACAUGGAAAAUCAUGGAAACAAACUACAGAGAUUCAAUUACUAUAACAAAAGAUGGGUAUAACGUCAAUUCUGCGUUGAUCAAGACUAUGGACCCUAACCAUACAAUAAUAACUCUACAUUUAACUCAUGUUCAGAUGGACGACAGUGGUACUUAUAGAUGUACUCUAGGAUUGUGGAACACACGUUACAAAGAUGUUAAUCUCACUAUUAUUACUGAUCUGAAUCUAGAGUGGGAUAUUACACCCAUAAAAGACCGUUUAGCCAAGGAUGUAACCUUGACAUGGAGAUACAAACAGAUAACAAACAAAAAGACAUUAUCUAUUUACAGGAAACAGACUAACAAUGAGGAGAAGAUACUAUCAAUAUUUCCGGAUGGUUCUGGGCAGAUCAAACGGGGAUUGCAGGAUGUCAACAUUACAGUGAGUAGUGAUGAUAUAACAGAGACGGUAGCCUUUACCAUAUACAACACAACAUCUGUAGAUUUCAGCUACUCUUACAGCUUAAAAAUAGAAUUCAGGGAAACACUAUACAAGCAAACUGAGUAUAUUGAAAUUAUUGAAGAGCUAAAUGAAAAUGGUGGAUCUUUUCAACGAAUCAAACUGGUUUACGGACUUCUUGUACUGGUCUUGGUCGUCGUUGUGAUUGCUUUUCUUUCAGCAUUUUCAUUUUAUCUGAUGAAAAGACCACAUCGCACAGCUAACACGGGGGUGACCAGUAAUGCAGCUAACGAUGCGAUAAACAAUUCAUAUGAGUCAGUCAAUACUGCGGAUAUUAUAACUGACAACAAUCAACUGAUGGUAUUCGAUUCAUCUUCACCCGACCUUGACCCAUAUCUCAACCCGUACAAUGAAACAAAUAGAACUGAAACAGAAAGCGAUAAACACGAUUAUAUGCAACUGAAAAUAUGCACAUUUAUUUGUGAGGGUGACAUAAUAAAUGGGGAUGUUGAGGAACAAAAUGAGGACAGUGAUACUCCAUCUUCGCAUGACUCUGAAUCAUAUUUCCACAUGUACGAUCAACCAAAUAGAACUAAAACUGAGUGCGAUAAACACGAUUAUACACAACUGAAACGAUGCACCAUAUUUUGUGAUGUUAACAACGACGAUGUUCAGGAAAUAAAUAAUGACAGCGAUGGUAGAUCAGGAAACGGCAUCGAUUCAUUCAAUUUGUCUACUCAUGUUGGUGCUAUCGAUUCCCGAAUUCAAAAUGAAAUAAACUCCACAUAAAUAACUCCAGUAUUUGAAAGAUAUUGAUUUUGGGUAGUUUGCAGAAACCAAAGAACAAAAUUGUGUGCAUGGCAUGGUUGGCUUCCAAAAUAAAAUAAAACCAAGUACGAACAAUCCAAACCAUUAAACAAUAGUUUAUCCAGCAUAUGAACGGUUCACUGUUUUCAAAAUUAUACAACAAAACUGUGUUUAUAGAGUGUAGAUUAUACUGAGAAAGAAGAAAAGUCAUAGGUUUGCCUAAAUAUUUACCAAUUUAAAUUAAAACAAUUGUGAUUUCAUAAUCUUUAAAGUUUCCUUAUAACUGAACUGUGUUCAUAAAUAUCGCAUAAUUUAGUGUGUGUGAAUAUGGACGCAAAACGGAUCAUUAUCACCAAAACCAGCAAUGAACUCUGGCGCUUUGCUAAGACCCCAUAUUGUGUGCUAACUAUACCCCUAAUGUUUUUGUUAAAUCUGUUGUUUUAUUAUUUGUAAUAAUUAUUAGUAAGAACUGUUCGGUCAAUGCUUGCGCCAUGGGUGGCCGGAGAUUUUGUUAAAUUUACAAGAGCAUUUAGUAUUAUUACUAGUGUUCUCAGCGUUUACUCUGUAGUUAUUAAUUUGUUUUUGUUAUUUUACUAAUUAUUAGUAAGAACUGUUCGGUCAAUGCUUGCGCCAUGGGUGGCCGGAGAUUUUGUUAAAUUUACAAGAGCAUUUAGUAUUAUUACUAGUGUUCUCAGCGUUUACUCUGUAGUUAUUAAUUUGUUUUUGUUAUUUUAGUGAUGUUCGCAGGUUUGUUAGCGACACCUUUCUUGUUAUCGUUACAUUCGUUUUUUAUUAUUUGAGUAUUAUUUUACUAUAUGUACGACACCGUACCAGUAAUUAUUUCUCAAUUUAGGAGAUUAAUUAGCGUUGGAUAAUUUUAGAUGAAAAUGACGGAGAUACCGAAAAUGUAGAACCUUCAGUUUGAGUUUGGUCGUCAAUAUUAUUUCAUCGAUAAUAGGUAUUUCGUAUGAUGCUAUAUAUCAUGAACAGUGUUUGUAGAAAUUAAAUCAUUAAGAUCCAAGGAGAUCACGGCGGAUACAAUAGGAACAUUUGUAAACCUAAUAUUUCCCCCAAAGGGUAAAUGUAUGCUUAUUGUAUAUGCUUCA